This is a messenger RNA of Nicotiana tabacum (common tobacco), 1672 nucleotides long. RefSeq names its product high affinity nitrate transporter 2.7. Gene Ontology annotation, molecular function: nitrate transmembrane transporter activity. NCBI's taxonomy places the organism in Eukaryota, Viridiplantae, Streptophyta, Magnoliopsida, Solanales, Solanaceae. The record is from RefSeq and is a predicted model, not a curated record. Gene Ontology annotation, biological process: transmembrane transport.
GUUGCCCCUCACUAUUAGUACUCCCUAGCUCAAGUGCUCCAACUUGUCAGGAUAUUAAUUCCUUAUUCACUCUAUAGUCAUGGAACAAAAACAAUCAAACUCCGAAAUUGAUCAGUCCCCUAAUUUUUCUAUAGCUGUAGAUUAUGAUCAGAAAGCCACUGAAUUCCGUCCAUUUUCAUUAUCUUCACCUCACAUGCGAGCUUUUCACCUUGCAUGGCUCUCUCUAUUUUCUUGUUUCUUCUCCACUUUUGCUAUCCCCCCACUUCUUGAAGUCAUUCGUAAAGACCUUAAUCUCACUGAAACUGACAUUGGAAGAGCUGGAAUUGCUUCUUUCGUUGGUUCCAUUUUCUCUCGCCUAGCGAUGGGCCCCGCAUGUGACGUGUUCGGUCCACGUGUUGCCUCUGCCACGCUGUCUCUCCUCACUGCCCCAGUAGUUCUCUCAACUUGUCUCAUAUCCUCCCCACAAGGCUUCAUCUUGGUUCGGUUUUUAAUCGGUUUUUGCUUGGCUAAUUUCGUGGCUAGCCAAUUUUGGAUGAGUUGUAUGUUCUCUGGAUGUGUUGUUGGGCUUGCAAAUGGAUUUGCUGCUGGUUGGGCCAAUGUUGGGUCUGGUCUGACCCAAUUAGCCAUGCCACUCGUAUAUUCACUCUUCACAAGCUGCUUAAAUAUACCUUCAUUUAUUUCGUGGCGUAUUGCAUUUAUUUUCCCAGCAAUAUUUCAAGCCGUGACAGCAAUUAUGGUCCUAGUGUACGGCCAAGACUUGCCUGACGGUAACUACAAGCGCAAGAAAAUAACAGGCCACAAGCCUAGUGAAAAUAUUUUGAGCAUAGUUUUAAAUGGGCUAAAGAAUUACAGGGGAUGGAUAUUGGGUAUAACAUAUGGAUUUUGCUUUGGAGUUGAAUUAACUACAGAUAAUAUAAUAGCGGAGUAUUAUUACGAGAGGUUUCAUGUAAAUAUUGAUGUAGCAGGGGGGAUCGCGGCGAGUUUUGGUGUAGCGAAUUGUGUGUCGAGGCCAGUAGGUGGAAUUAUAUCUGAUAAGAUGGGGAAGAGAUUUGGGAUGAGAGGGAGGUUAUGGAGUUUGUGGGUGGUGCAAACGGUGGCUGGAUUGCUGUGUAUACUGCUUGGGCGAGUCAAUACAGUUGGGGUCUCUGUUUUGGUAAUGGCUUGUUUUUCUCUCUUUGUUCAAGCUGCUUCGGGCCUCACAUUUGGUAUUGUGCCUUUUGUCUCCAAAAGGUCAUUAGGAGUAAUAUCAGGCAUGACAGGAAGUGGUGGGACUUUAGGAGCAGUCAUAACACAAUUUCUGCUAUUUUCAGGUUCCUCCAAAUUCUCAACCCAAACGAGCAUAUCUAUUAUGGGCCUACUGAUGCUUGUCUUCACUCUGCCAAUUACCCUUAUCUACUUCCCCAAGUGGGGCGGAAUGUUUUGUGGUUCUUCAAUAGACGAAGAUGAUGAAAACUACCACCUACUUGAUUAAGUCUUUGUGAUUGCUUUUAAAUGUUCAGGACUCGUGUAGGAUCCAAAUAUCAAAUUGAGUGCUAAAAUAUGUAUCUAUGGAAAUUAAGUUAGCUAGGAUUUAAAUAGCAAUCUUAAUAUAUUAGUAUUAUUUUUGUAAUUAUGUGUAGUUAUUGGUAAUACUUGUGUAUUGGAUUGUUUCUAGUAAUACAAUUAAAGUGCC